This is a messenger RNA of Salvia miltiorrhiza (redroot sage), 955 nucleotides long. RefSeq names its product 5-OH-xanthotoxin synthase-like. The transcript is spliced from 2 exons. Gene Ontology annotation, molecular function: heme binding; oxidoreductase activity, acting on paired donors, with incorporation or reduction of molecular oxygen; iron ion binding. The coding region runs from base 114 to 911 and encodes 265 amino acids. The record is from RefSeq and is a predicted model, not a curated record. Lineage: Eukaryota; Viridiplantae; Streptophyta; Magnoliopsida; Lamiales; Lamiaceae.
GGGAAGAGCUAUGGAAAUUUCUUCCACCUUCUUCACGAUGCAGAGGCUGUUCUUGGGGAUUUAUUCAUGGAGAUUUCUUGCCUUGGCUUCGAUGGAUUGAUAAUCUCUCUGGUAUGGCGGCGAAGCUGGAUAAGAUUUUUCAAGACAUGGAUGCUUUCUGUGAAGAAGUGAUUGAAGAGCACAUGAAGCCGAAUAGGCCGAAAUCUAUGGAAGGAGACAUCAUCGAUGUUAUGCUAAGGAUGAAAAGAGAUGGAUCGGCUUCGUUUGAUAUCACACUUGAUCACAUCAAAGCACUACUUGUGGGUAUAAUAAUCGGAGGCAGCGAUGGGACUGCAACUGCUUUAGAGUGGGCGCUAACGGCGUUGAUGAAGAAGCCUUCGUCGAUGAAGAAAGUGCAAGCGGAGAUAAGGCAGUUGGCCGGAAAGAAAGAGAUGAUCGAUGAAGAAGACAUAGAGAAACUCCCAUAUUUGAGGGCAGUUGUGAAGGAGACUUUGAGAUUGUUUCCACCUGGUCCACUUUUACUCCCAAGAGAGACUAUCAAGAAAUGUAGUAUAAAUGGUUAUGUGAUUGAAGGUGGAACAAUGGUGUAUAUCAAUGCUUGGGCUAUUGCAAGAGACCCCACCACGUGGGAAAAUGCAGAUGAGUUCUUGCCGGAGAGAUUCUUGGCGGCUGAGAUCGACGUGAGGGGUCAGAAUCCGAAGGUGAUUCCGUUUGGAUUUGGCCGGAGAGGGUGUCCUGGGAUUGGAAUGGGUAUGUCUGCAAUCGAACUUGCAUUGGCAAAUGUUUUGCACAAAUUUGAAUGGGAAUUGCCUCAUGGAAUGAAGGAGGAAGACAUUGAUUUCGAUUCCGAGCCUGGAUUUGGAUUGCAUAAGAAGAAUGCUCUUCGCCUUGUUGCCAAAGUUGUGAUGUAAAAAAUAAAAGAAUUUUAAUUACCAUAUUUAUGGUAUUCCGACUA